Pelagomonas calceolata is the source of this 1622-nucleotide messenger RNA. The record is from the annotation of a GenBank genome assembly. Lineage: Eukaryota; Pelagophyceae; Pelagomonadales; Pelagomonadaceae.
GAGCUCUUGCAAAAGAAUGCGCUGUGCGUGAGGCGCAGAAGCCACAAGUGCUGCCCAAUUUGAUAUCUGUAGACCGACGUGCAGCGAGAUUGACCGGCGACAACUCGUUGGCUGGCGCUCGAGCCUCUGAGCGAAAAGCACUGCCGCCAUCUCUCAGCUGCGCAUGGCUGAGCACAAGGUGAGCCCGGCAGCCGAGGGCACAAAGGCAGCAGAGACACCGCUGCUCGACCAUGAGACAAGGAUUCGAACGCUCGAGACGACAGCCAGCGCGCCGACGCUGCAUCAACUCGCCACCCGCGAGCCGACGAGCUUUCACCAGGCCACUAUCUAUAAUGGGCUGGUCCGACCGAACACGCCCGCGUGGCGCAGGUACGGGCUCCUGGCCGCGUCCAUCGUCAUUGUAUUUCUGCAGUGCUUCGUCGGCGCCGGCUUUAGCAUCGGGGUUAGUAUGAGUUCGUGUAGCGAAAUUUCGGAAUGCGGCCGUGGAUUGUAUUGCGCGGAAGGGAUGUGUGACUGGUGCGAAGAAAGAUACAAGUCCUGUUGUCUACCCAACGCGACGGACACCUGCGCGACUCGUGAAGGGAGAACACGCAAGCUGGACGAAAAGGAGAGAGAAGGAUUGUGUUCCGCUUGCAUGACCAGCAAAGGCUUCGAGACGUAUCCGGACAUUCAGAGGGACCGGGUCGACUCCAUGAGGCUUCAAGACUGGCUCGCGCUGUUUCUGGCUUCGCUGGUGGUCGCGUUCGCCGUGUUUGCAGAGAUGCGCGAUGCCGUGCUGUGUCACUGCGCUCUGCGCGACAUAUCACAAGUCCCCCGAGGCUGGCGCUUCGCCAUUGGUGGCCUGAAUUUUUGCAGAAACUUCGUGUUUCUCCCAUGUGUAGUCUUGUCUGUCAUGGAGCUUGUUUUGGCUGACGGCGGCCGAGUACGGGACGUGUGUCUCAACACCGUUGCUGUCUUGUUUCUAUUGGAAGUCGAUAACUUAGCCUUCCUGCACGGUCUUAGCGAGCGUGUGCGUAUGGAGGCGGAGGAAAAUGCCGGGGCGAGGCACGUGACGAAUGACGAGCUGAGAACCAUGGACGCCGUCAAAAUCGUUUGUGUGGUCCUUAUCCCUUGCGUGGUUUUCAGCGGCGUCCGUGGCUACAGACUAAUGCGGGGGAAUAUUGUGUAUGUCGCUGCCCCCUUGCCUUUUGUUGUUGCCGUGUUCGUGCAACGUGCGAGAGCGAACGGACUAACGGGAGCUUGCGGAGCCGUCUGCGAGGCUGUGGCCGGAUUCGUCGUGUUUUGGCUCUUUUUGCUUGCGGUCACGACUUUGAUGAUCUACCAAACGCAGGGAGAAGAGGGAUUUGAUGAGAAAUAGCCGACGCGGCCUUGCUGCAGGGGUCAAUUUUAUCUGGGACUCGCCCAUGACCCUACUGCUAAGUCUCUGGAAUAUAACUAGUCAUCGAAGGCGCCUUUCGAAGCCUGAAUUCAAUUCCAUUCAAAUAGGGUCCCUGGUCUGGAUUUGGAUGCGCAGCGCGCCUGACGCCGGCACGUGGCGCUGCACAGAUGCUGCUCGACGACUAACGAUCAAUCCGGAAGACAUUGGCUCCCUGAACUGCAAUUCUGCUACGCGCAUCGCCAGU